AUGCAGAUCUUUGUGAAGACCUUGACUGGCAGGAUCGUCACUCUUGAUGUUGAAAGUUCAGAUACUAUCGGCAAUGUGAAAGCUAAGAUUCAUCACAAGGAGGAUUUUCAACCAUACCAACAGUGUCUCAUAUUUUCUGGCAAGCGGCUGGAGGACGGCCGCACCUUGGCCGACUAUGGCAUCCAAAAGGGGGUUACCCUUCAUUCUGAACCCCGCUUCCCCGGACAUAUUAAGAUUUCUGUGAGGAGCCUUAAUGGAAAAAUGAUGACCUCGCAGGUCCAUCCAUCAGAUACCAUCGGUGCUAUGAAGGCAAUGUUUUUGUUUGAACACCACCUUAUCUUCAAUGGGAAACAACUGGAGGAAACCCGUACUUUCGCUGAUUAUGAUAUCCAGGAUGGAUCUACUCUUGAUGAUUUCCGCCUCCAUGCAGGGAUGAAAAUCAACAUCAAUGUGUUAGACAACCCUCCCUAUGUUGAGAGCUCAGAUACUAUCGACAGUGUCAAGGCGAAGAUUAAUGAUGAGUACGGUAUCCCUCUAGCCCAACAGCGCCUCGAGUUUCACAGGAUAAGGAGGACGUCCGGAUUUCAUCCAUACUCUAUCUUACAGUGCAGCCGUACUUUGGCCGAUUAUAACAUCCAGAAUGGAGCCACUCUCGGCCUUAUCCUCUGCCACCGACCCAGGCCGAUGCAGAUCUUCGUCAAGAAUUUGGGAGGAAAGACUUUGACGUUUAAUGUUCAGAGCUCAGAUACCAUCCGCAGUGUCAAGGAGAAAAUUCAGCAGGUGGACGGUAUUGACCCGGCAAGCCAACGCCUCAUCUUUUCCGGGUGGCAGUUGGAGGAUAGCUUCACACUGGCAGAAUACAAUAUCCAGCAUGAAUCCACUUUUCAUCUUUGCCUCCGUCUUUAUUCAUGUGCUAAAUGUCCAGGAACCCAUCACUAGAGAGUGUAUUACUACCGUCUCUGAAGCGA
Triticum aestivum (bread wheat) is the source of this 968-nucleotide messenger RNA. RefSeq names its product polyubiquitin-like. NCBI's taxonomy places the organism in Eukaryota, Viridiplantae, Streptophyta, Magnoliopsida, Poales, Poaceae. The coding region runs from base 1 to 939 and encodes 312 amino acids. The transcript has a single exon. Gene Ontology annotation, molecular function: protein binding. The record is from RefSeq and is a predicted model, not a curated record.